Molecule: messenger RNA, 2087 nt
Organism: Pseudophryne corroboree (corroboree frog)
Lineage: Eukaryota; Metazoa; Chordata; Amphibia; Anura; Myobatrachidae
Gene: ZNF622
Product: zinc finger protein 622
Exons: 7
Coding region: 176-1582 (468 amino acids)
Biological process (GO): ribosomal large subunit biogenesis
Cellular component (GO): preribosome, large subunit precursor
Molecular function (GO): nucleic acid binding; zinc ion binding
Source: RefSeq, a predicted model, not a curated record
ACUGCUUCUCCGUGGACUGGGGAUGGGAGCAAUGCAGCCAUGUGCUUUUUUACCCGCAGUGUCCCUAUAGGGAUGCACAUUGCGGCCUUCUCCGUGCCUAACCACCAGUGGGGAGGGGGGACUGCCUCGCUAACACAUGGCAGCACUUAAACUACAGUGAUAGGCUUGUGUAAAAAUGGCUUCUUACACCUGCAUUUCAUGCCGAGUGGCCUUCACAGACCCAGAUAUCCAGAGAGCUCACUACAAGACCGACUGGCACAGGUACAAUCUGAAGAGGAAAGUGGCUGACAUGCCUCCGGUAACAGCAGAGAACUUUCAAGAGCGUGUCCUGUCCCAGAGGGCUGUGGUGAAGGAGCAGAGCAAGGAAACGGCCACAUACUGCACAGCUUGCAGCAAGAGGUUUUCCACAUUCAAUGCCUAUGAAAACCACCUGAAGUCCAAAAAGCACUUGGACUUGGAGAAGAAGGCAGCAGAAGCAGUCACAAAGAAAGUUGAGAUGCUGAAUGAGAAGAACCUAGAGAAAGGUCUGAGUGUGGACAGCGUAGACAAGGAUGCCAUGAAUGCUGCCAUCCAGCAAGCUAUCAAAGCACAGCCCUCUUGCUCUCCCAAAAAGAAACCCAACACUGGUCAAGAAAGUGAUGUCGCUUCAUGUUCUGGCAAACCAGAGAGGCCUGAUAAACCGCCCAGAUUGCAAUGGUAUGAACAGCAAGCCCUGAAACUGGCAUCUCACGAGGAGACAACAGAUUCUGUGGAGGAAGAGGAAGGUUGGGAAGACUUGGAUUCAGAGGACGCUGAGGAAGACAGCGAUGAUGAGAUGGAGGAUGCUGAUGGAGCUGAUGAAGGAGGUUCUGCAGCUGCUGCUCCAGAGAGCAGCUCCCCCACUGGGGCUAUUCCUGUAACGGACUGCUUGUUUUGCCCUCACCACUCCCAUUCUUUGGUGAAGAGUAUUGCUCAUAUGACCAAAGUCCAUAGCUUCUUCAUUCCUGACAUAGAGUAUCUCCAGGAUCUUCAGGGUCUCAUUCGCUACUUAGGCGAGAAGGUUGGUGUUGGGAAGAUAUGUCUAUGGUGUAAUGAAAGGGGAAAAUCCUUUUACACUACAGAGUCUGUUCAGGCUCACAUGAAUGACAAGAGUCACUGCAAGCUGUUCACUGACGGCGAUGUUGCACUGGAGUUUGCCGACUUCUAUGACUUUAGGUCCAGUUAUCCGAAUGACAAAGAUGGAGAAGACGUAGAAAUGACUGACAAGGUUCUGCCAGAUGAGAAGAAUUUAGAGUAUGAUGAGGAGACAAUGGAGUUGGUCCUGCCUUCAGGUGCUAGAGUUGGCCAUCGCUCACUGAUGAAAUACUACAAACAAAAAUUUGGUUUGUCAAGAGCUCUGGUGGUUUCCAAAAACCAAAAAGCGGUGGGCCGUGUCUUACAGCAGUACAAGGCUCUAGGGUGGACUGGAGGGACUGGUGUCGCUUACCAGCAUGGGCGUGAUAUGCAGUACGUACAAAAGAUGAAGUCUAAGUGGAUGCUAAAAACUGGAAUGAGUAAUAACGCUACAAAGCAGAUGCACUUCAGACACCAAAUCAUGUUUUGAAGCUUUGACUUGGUGAAUGGCGAUUGCUUUAUUUCAGAUAAAGCAUCCAUUGCCACGGUCAUGGUAUACAGUCUUGUGGGAGUUACUGACUUGGGCUAAUGUUAAUGAGUGUCCGAUAGACUGCUAAUUAAACAUCAGCCCCAGCAGCGCCUUGUUGUUCUUACAGUAACAGAGUCUGGGAAUACCUACAAGAUGUAUUGGUGAACCACAAUUGCAGCCUCUCCUUCUGAUUGUCUGUAUUCUAAUUCAUAAUAAGUUCUGUUCUUCCAAAUUGAAGGGUGUUCUUGUGUUAAAGAAGACUCACAGAUGGUUAACUACGUAUAUUCUGGAAGUUUAUGUAAUGCAUAUAAUAAAAAGCAAAGAAAACAAAUCUGUCCCCAGUAUGGUUUAUUACCAUUUGUUGAACUAAUUGUACUUUUGAAAAAAAAAAAAAAUGCUUUCUGAUACAAUAUUUUACAAAUAAAAAUGCUGUUAAUUCAAAUAAAAUUUGGCAACUGAUUGAGAA